GCAUGGUUAUUUUUAUAUAAAUAAUGCAAACAUUUUAUAAUAAAAUUUUAAGCCUCUAAAAUAGCACAUUUUGUCUGAUGGCUGAACCAUACAGCCUGGUGAAAGUUGGCCAGUGUAACUCUAGAUUACCCCUGUAAACAGUUAAACUACUGAGAACCGUAUCAAUUGUAAGGCAAUUAACUAUCCUACCUAAUGACAAGUUCUCCCUACCAAUUUGAUAAGGGUCAUUUGAGAAAACAUCAAAGAUGUUGUUAUUUUCGGGGAAAAGAGUAUGAUAUUGAGCCCAUUCAUGAUUCAACUGUUAACUAGUAAAUGCAAGUGUGAAAAUGUAUGUGGAUAAUUAUUUGGAAUUAACAUAAACUCAGGAUCUUUUUAAGAAUUUUAGGUUUUAUUAAAUGCUAAUUAUGGAAACUCCAACUAAAGAAAGUGUUAUGGUAAAAUUGACCCCUACAUCAAAAAAGUUCAAAUGUAUUUUAUGUGGAGAAAUGAAAGAAAAUAGAAAAGAAAGACAGCGCUUGUUUCAUGGUGAAGAAAAAACAGACUUAUGGUACAUAAUUGAGCGACUUCUGGGUAUUAAUAUUUCGGAAGAUGACCACAGCGAAAUUUGUUGUAGAAAUUGUGCUAAAAAGCUCUACAACACCGAUAAAUCGCUACGUAUGACUAAAGAAACUUAUGAUAAAUCCAGAAACGAAUUAAUACAGAGCCAUGGAGUUAAAAAAUUCAAGCGGUUAUCUAUGGACAGUAGUCAUAACACUAAACGCAAAGCACUUUUUUCUACAGAGGGGAGCAGCGAAGUAGAAACAGCAUCAACCAACACUGAGGAUGAUGAUGCUUAUGGACAAUGUCUGGGUGCUUCUGCUAGAACAGAGUUUUCAGAUCUAAUAGAGGCACUACAAGAUGGGGAUUUAGACAGAAGCUUGGAAUAUUUACAGAAAAAUGAGACAUUAUGUAAUGGGAUGAGUGACAUGUUAUUUGAAAACUUGAAACUGGAAAUACAAGGAUUAUGUUCAAAAGAAGGAAAUAGCGUUCUAAGGGACAGUGACAAAACCAGUCUUUUAGACUUUUCAUUUUCAAAAAUUGCGGAUGAGUGGAAGGAAAGGGCUCCAACCUUUUACAAAUUUUUGAAAUAUUCUUCCACAAAUAUUCGAUCUGAGAAAAGAAAUAAAGUAAAAAAAUCUGAGAAUCUACUGUAUGGUCAAAUUUCCGCUGGCAGUAAACUUUUGCAUUUGUAUAAUAUGAACAUGAAAGCCAUGCAAGUUAUUAAUGAUAUAGUGCUUCUUAAAGGUGGGAUAAAAAAGUCAGGUUUUUGCCAGAUUACAAGCCAUGAGUGAUUGUCACAGUUACAGGACAGCGCUUGAAAUGACUGAUAGUCUUGCUAACAAAUGGGAUGAGGAGUUACUUACAUGGCAAAACAGCAGUUAUACUGACAGUGAAACUGAAAUUCAAAUUAUGCACCAGCUUCAGUAUCUGAAGGACACGAUUGACCUUUGUGGGGCUGGAGGUGCUGAUACAACAGACCUGCAGUUUGAACUCAUUUCUCUGGAAACUGAGCUACAAAAUCACAGACAGAAUAUGCACCCAGGGUACUAUUUUGUAGGGGACAAUAUUGACAUAGUAACAAAAGUAAGACAAAUGACAGUUACUAACAAAAACAAAGAUCAGCAUAUGUAUCAGCUGUGUGCAUAUUUAAACAGAAUUAGUGGAAAUGAAUUUGAUAAUUCAAAACAGUUACAAGACCCUGCAGCAGUUUUGUUUUCACAACUGCUACCAAGUCAAACAGAAAAGGACAAAAUGUUUGAUAAUUUUGCAUUCCUUGUAGCAAAAAAAUGGUGCCAGUAUAUACCAUUCUUUGGACCAUUCACGAGCACAAUACCUGAAUUUAUUGAU
This is a messenger RNA of Mercenaria mercenaria, 1887 nucleotides long. RefSeq lists its product as uncharacterized. The record is from RefSeq and is a predicted model, not a curated record. NCBI's taxonomy places the organism in Eukaryota, Metazoa, Mollusca, Bivalvia, Venerida, Veneridae. The transcript has 2 exons. The coding region runs from base 396 to 1331 and encodes 311 amino acids.